AAAGAUAAAAGGAGGGGUGGGGGGUGGUUCCAGGAGGAAGAGACGGGCGAGGACUGAAAGCAUCGGUUACGCGGACUGACGGUAGCAUCAGCUUCAGCCUCUGACGAGCCCCCGCCUCAAAUUCAGCGCAGCAACUCAACUGGGCAAAGGGGCAAAAGGAUGAAGUGAAAGAGAGAGCUCCUCUCCACGGGUGCUGGAAGGGUUCAGGCGGCGUGGAGGAGAGAAGGAGAGAGAGAGAGAGAGAGAGGGAGAAAGAGAAUCCGCGGUUGGCACCUUCGACUCUGGGAUUCCAUUGGGAGGGACGGCUCUCUCGGAAAAUGGAUUCUGUACCACGGCUGACCAGCGUUUUGACUUUGGUGUUCGCCAGUUUGUGGCACUUAGGAUUAACAGCGACAAACUACAACUGUAAUGAUCCACUAGCCUCCUUCCUCUCUCCGAUGGCUUUCUCCAGCUCCUCUGACUCCAUGAGUACCCCCAGCCCAGCUCAACUGAACUGGAGAAUGGGAACUGGUGGUUGGACCCCAGCAGAUUCCAGUGCCCAACAGUGGCUCCAGGUGGACCUGGGGAACAGAGUGGAGAUUACAGCAGUGGCCACGCAAGGAAGAUAUGGAAGCUCUGACUGGGUGACAAGUUACAGCCUGAUGUUCAGCGACACAGGGCACAACUGGAAACAAUACAAGCAAGAAGACAGUGUCUGGACAUUUGUAGGAAACAGAAACACAGACAGCGUGGUGCAUCACAAGCUGCUGCACUCUGUGAGAGCUCGCUUUGUUCGCUUCGUGCCACUGGAGUGGAACCCUAGAGGAAACAUUGGCAUGAGAGUGGAGAUCUAUGGAUGCUCCUACAAAUCAGAUGUUGCUGACUUCGAUGGCAGGAGCUCUCUGCUCUACAGGUUCAACCAGAAGCUCAUGAGCACUCUCAAAGACAUGGUCUCUCUCAAAUUCAAGAGCGUGCAAGGAGAUGGGGUCCUGUUCCAUGGAGAAGGGCAGCGUGGGGACCGCAUCAUGCUGGAGCUGCAGCAGGGCAGGCUGGCUCUGUACCUCAGCUUGGAUGAUGGCAAAGCUCGGCCUAGCAACAACCCACCCUUGGCCACUCUGGGCAGCCUCCUGGAUGACCAGCACUGGCAUUCAGUCCUUAUUGAGCGGGCUGGCAAGCAGGUGAACUUUACGGUGGACAGACACAUGUACCACUUCCGGACCAAGGGUGAAGCAGACACCUUGGACAUCGACUAUGAGCUUAGCUUUGGAGGAAUUCCAGUACCAGGCAAACCUGGGACCUUUUUGAAGAAAAACUUCCAUGGAUGUAUGGAGAACCUUUAUUAUAAUGGAGUGAACAUAAUUGACCUGGCUAAAAGACGAAAACAUCAGAUCUACACUGUGGGCAACAUCACUUUUUCUUGCUCGGAACCACAAAUUGUUCCCAUCACAUUUGUCAACUCCAGGAGCAGUUAUCUGCUGCUGCCCGGCACCCCUCAAAUUGACGGGCUCUCAGUGAGUUUCCAGUUUCGAACAUGGAACAAGGAUGGUCUGCUUCUGUCCACAGAGCUGUCUGAAGGCUCAGGGACAUUGCAGCUGAGCCUGGUGGGAGGAACGCUGAGGCUUCUGAUUCAGAAAGCCUCGGGACCUGGAGCUGAAAUCCUGUCCGGCAGCAGCUUGAAUGAUGGCUUGUGGCAUUCUGUUAGCAUCAAUGCCAGAAGGAACCGCAUCACUCUCACCCUGGAUAACGACGCAGCUUCCCCAGCUGCAGACACCUCCCAGAUGCAGAUUUAUUCAGGAAAUAGCUACUACUUUGGAGGGUGUCCUGACAAUUCCUCUGAUUCCCAAUGUUUCAACCCCAUUAAGGUUUUCCAAGGCUGCAUGAGGCUCAUCUUUAUUGAUCACCAGCCCAAGGACCUCAUUUCAGUUCAGCAAGGUUCCCUGGGGAAUUUUAGUGAUUUGCACAUUGAUCUGUGUAGCAUCAAAGACAGGUGUUUGUCAAAUUACUGUGAACAUGGAGGCAACUGCUCCCAGUCCUGGACUUCCUUCUACUGUGACUGCACUGGCACAGGUUACACGGGUGCCACCUGCCAUGACUCCAUUUAUGAGCAGUCCUGCGAGGGGUACAAGCAUCGAGGUCACACAGCUGGGUUCUUCUACGUAGACUCUGAUGGCAGCGGGCCGCUGGCAGCUCUCCAAGUGUACUGCAACGUCACUGAGGACAAGAUCUGGUUGUCAGUGCAGCACAAUGUCACACAGCUGACCCAUGUGCAGGGUUCCAGCCUUAAGAAUCCCUAUUCCAUGACCUUGUAUUAUGGUGGCAAUAUGGAGCAGCUGGAGGCCCUGAUUGAUGGCUCAGAGCACUGUGAACAGGAGGUGGUCUAUCAUUGCAGGAGAUCCCGCCUAUUUAAUACACCAGAUGGACCCCCAUUUACUUGGUGGAUUGGGAGGUCCAAUGAGCAGCACCUUUACUGGGGAAGUUCUAUUCCUGGGGUCCAGCAAUGUGAGUGUGCUCUGGAUGAGAGCUGCCUGGACAUUCGCCAUUUCUGCAAUUGUGAUGCUGACAAAAAUGAAUGGACAAAUGACACUGGCUUGCUUUCCUUCAAAGAUCACUUGCCUGUCACUCAGAUAGUUAUCACAGAUACCAACAGAUCAAACUCAGAAGCUGCUUGGAGAAUUGGUCCCUUGCGUUGCUAUGGCGACCGAUAUUUCUGGAAUGCUGUCUCAUUUUAUACUGAAGCUUCCUUUAUCCACUUUCCUACCUUCCACAUGGAAUUCAGUGCUGAUAUUUCCUUCUUCUUCAAAACCACCGCUUUAUCUGGAGUUUUCUUAGAAAGCCUUGGCAUUAGAGACUUCAUCCGACUUGAGAUAAGCUCUCCUUCUGAGAUCACAUUUUCCAUUGAUGUUGGGCAUGGUCCUGUAGGGCUUGUUGUCCAGGGUCCUUCUUCUCUGAAUGACAACCAAUGGCAUUAUGUCCGGGCUGAGAGGAACCUCAAGGAGACCUCACUCCAAGUGGACAAUCUUCCAAGGAGCACCAAGGAGACCUCGGAGGAAGGCCAUUUUCGACUGCAGUUGAGCAACCAGUUGUUUGUAGGGGGGACGUCGUCCAGACAGAAAGGCUUUAUUGGAUGCAUCCGCUCCUUACACUUGAACGGGCAAAAGCUGGACCUGGAGGAGAAGGCAAAAGGCUUGUCAGGAGUCAAGCCAGGCUGCCCAGGCCACUGCAGCAGCUAUGGCAGCAACUGUCACCACGGAGGCACGUGUGUGGAGCAGCACAGUGGCUACUCCUGCGACUGUACCAGGUCACCAUAUGAAGGACCCUUUUGCCAGAAAGAGGUCUCGGCUGUUUUCGAGGCUGGCACAUCAGUUACAUUUAUGUUCCAGGAUCCCUACUCUGUGACCAAGAAUGCAAACCUCUCAUCUUCAGCUCUCUACACAGAGGCAAUUCCAUCCCAGGAGACCAUUUUACUGAGCUUCAUGACAGCUCAAGCACCCAGCCUCUUACUCUUCCUCAAUUCUUCUGAUCAGGACUUCCUGGCUGUUCUGCUCUGCAAGAAUGGAAGUUUACAAGUUCGUUACCAGCUAGGCAAGGAAGAAAAUCAUGUUUUCACCAUCGGCGUAGAGAACUUGGCCAACAGAAGGAUGCACCACUUGAAGAUUAGCCGGGAGAGCCGAGAGCUUUUCAUCCAGAUGAACCAGCAACUCCGGCUCAGCUAUAACUUCUCCCCAGAAGUCAGGUUCAGGACUGUAAGGUCCCUCAUCCUGGGCAAAGUCACAGAGACUCUUGGGUUGGAUUCUGAAAUUGCUAAGGCAAACACCUUGGGUUUUGUUGGCUGCCUUUCUUCCGUCCAGUACAACCACAUAGCACCACUGAAGGCAGCCCUGCGCCACGCCACCAUCGCCCCUGUGACCGUCCGAGGGACCUUGACAGAAUCCAGCUGUAGCUCCAUGGUGGACUCCGAUGUUAAUGUAGUGACCACGGUGCAUUCUGCAUCAGAUGCCUUUGGAAAGAAAGAUGAGCAAGAACCACUUACCAAUGCAGUCCAAAGUGACCCAGCAAUCAUUGCAGGAGUGGUUGCCAUGGUGAUAUUCAUCAUCCUCUGCAUCCUGGGCAUCAUGACCCGCAUCCUCCACCAGCACAGACAGUCCCACCAUACCAGCCAGAUGAAGAAGGAAUAUCCUGAGAAUUUGGAUGGUUCCUUUAGAAAUGAUAUUGACUUACAAAACACAGUGAGUGAGUGUAAACGAGAGUAUUUCAUCUGAAAGACUGCAGGCUCACCUAAUCGUGUUUUAUGGGUGUUUGUCAAUUUUUAUUUUUUCAUUUCCUCUUCUGUCUUUUAACUUUGGCAUUCUCUUUCUCUAAUUUGCCACUCAUGUACUGAAACAGAAUUGAUCCCUUUGACCCAGCUGAGGAGACCUGGCAGACCAGACAGACCGAGUUGCAAAGUGCUGCUAAAGACAAUGAUUUUUACUAGGCUAGGCAAGGAAGAGGCACAUGUGUGCCCCCAAGCGUACUUGUUUUUGAGUUCCACUUUUAAAAAUGCGCUCUUUGGUUUGGCAGCCAUUCAGUCUUGCAAGCUUUCUUUAGUUCAGUUCUGUGACUUAGACAUUUUAUAGCCAUUCCGACAUCCCACCCCACCUCCAGUUCAUUUGUGCAAGGGAACCCAGGGCAGGAUGAGUUUGUUCAAAGACUGUUUGAUUUGGUGGUAUUUACAAGGAGCAGGAGAGAUGUUUGUGGUAUUGACUUCAUGACCAUAUACAGCCCUUUACCCUGACUCAAAACCUUUCUCACAAUGACACUGAUUGCCUGAACAUAUUCACAUAUAGGAUUUCUGAUUGUAGUGAUCAUUUGCCUUACUCCUUGAGGCCAAUAUUUCAGAGCAUCAUAUGAUAAAAUGGAGGAGAAACAUGGAAACAACAGCUUGAAACAGAGAGGUUUCAGAAAACUGUGAGGAGCUAGAUAUUAUGCAAUUCAAAGCCAUCUCCUCAACUGUGUAAGAUGUUAGCUUAAGUGAAGAAAAAUAUAGAAAUAUGAGCACACAUUGCACCAGUAUAAAGGAAUUCAAACAAAAGUCUAAGAUAGUAACCGACACCAUGGAAUAGCCAAAGCCAUCUUAGAUCAACUUUUUGAAAAAUAACUUCAUGAAAGAAGAGAAAUACCAAGCAGAAUUUCCCCCUUUCCUGCACUCCUGGAAGAUCUGGUAAAGAAAGCACAUUCAGGUAUCACACUGUAAAACAGAUGUGAAGUCACUUUUGGCUGUUUUCUAAGAGGCUGAGAAGAGAUGUUGUAUGUGGUCUCCUAUCCCCUCUACCAGAGUCACAGUUUGUUUCUUUAUUCUUUCUUUCUUUCUUUUUUUCUAGGUAGGGUCUUAUUCUUGUCCAAGCUGUCCUGGAAUUAGUCAUAGGCUGGCCUCGAAUUCACAGUGACCCUCCUACCUCUGACAGCACCCUCUUCAUCCCUCAGCCCCCCUAAUACCACUGAGAGUGCUGGGAUUAAAGGCACUCCUCGCCACACCCAUGCAUUUAUCACAUGACCAAAUAAGACAGUGACCACCCCUAGCAUUGGACCCAUCUGGUAACCAAAUAUUUAACUCAUCCUUUCAAGAAGGCAUCUUGAUACACCUGGGGGGUAGUGAGAAGACUCCUGAUGAUCUUGUUGUAGCAAUGUGCCUAAGUCUGCCUUCUGGCCACCUUGGAGAAAAAGAUAAGGGAGAAACUGUGUAAAUGCUCCAGGAUAUUAGAAGUGCCAGUAGGAUGAUCCUCAAAUGUGGAAAGAAGUGGCUAGUUCCCGUUGGAGAAGAUUUCAUUUGCAAAACAAACACCACAUGUCUGCUGGCCAGCCUUGAGAUUGGCCAGUACACUGCCUAUCAUGUUCUUCCUUAAUGUCAUGAUUGCCCAUUUGACAUUCCUCCACAUGAUGCUCCCAAUGAGUCUCCCAUUAGCUUUAUCCCACUUCAGACCCACAGCUUUCCUUCCACUUUCAGAGCUUGAGGUAAGGAUUGAGAUCAUAAUCCUACUCUAUAACUUCAAGAUGUUAUUCUAGACACAUUUUAUCUCCUUAAAAUUUUCUGUGAAUUCUUACUUUAUCACCUCAUCAUUAGAAUGCCACUAUUCAUUUUUCUAGAAAAUUUAUUUCAAAGUGGUUCUAGCAGGAUACCAGGAUGCUUUUAAAUUUUUUUUUCUAAUUUUAUAAAAAGAAAAAUGGCCACUUAAAAAUGAAAGAUCUUUAAAUGGUAUAUCCCUCUGCCUUUCCUUACCCUUUCUGCAAUUUUGGCUUUGGAAUUAUCUGUUUCUAUAAAAAUAUUCAUAAGUCAUCCUUUUGCAUGGCUAGAUAUUCCCUUGUUACCUGAAAUAAAAGUCACCCUGAAAUUCAAGUUUAGCAUCUCUAGUAACGAAAUGGGAAAGGAGGGUGUGAAUCAUAGUAUAGGGCCUCAAACUUAUUCAAGUCCCUAUGAAGCAAGGUCAUAAUUUGCUGACAAGAUUCUAGUAGGGGAAAAAAAUGGAGGACUGGUAAAAGCCACCUCAGAGGAUUUGACUUCCUCAUCCACAUAUGCACACUUACAUAGAGUUAUGAAAUUCAUCUAUAACUGCCUCAUGUGCUCCAGAGUCUACUGACAUUCUCCCUGCAUGUGCACACUCUGUAGAUAAGGACACAGAACACUGCAGAUUGAGGAAUGCCAAGGCUGUGCAAUCUGCACACCAUUGUUGUGGUCUCAGGGCUAAAUCAGAGUAACUUCAUAACCCCAGGGAAUUCUAUGGCCUUUGCAAGGUAAGAAGCAAGCAAGAUGCCUCCUCCCCACACACUUUGUAUCUAUGUAGCAGAUACCUUCUUGUUGCUAGGGGAAAAAAAAAAAAAACACCCAACCAGCAGCA
This is a messenger RNA of Jaculus jaculus (lesser Egyptian jerboa), 6848 nucleotides long. Its product is annotated as contactin-associated protein-like 5. The transcript is spliced from 24 exons. NCBI's taxonomy places the organism in Eukaryota, Metazoa, Chordata, Mammalia, Rodentia, Dipodidae. The record is from RefSeq and is a predicted model, not a curated record. Bases 318 to 4238 code for a protein of 1306 amino acids.